ACAAAAAUGAGGCUUUGUUACAGAAUACCUAUAACCUCAGUUCAAACUACUACUACUGCUCCCUUACAUCCUUCUUCUUCUUCUUCUUCGCCUUCUUUAUCUUUUACGACCAAAACAGACUCUAACCUCGAAAUGCAGAGCCUUUAUCAUCACAAAACGACGACGUUGACCAAAAACGACGUCGCUCGUGACACAGUUAGCAGUUGUCGUUUAUGCCCGCCGAAGCUGGGCAAGAGGUGGAGAGAGUACCAAGGUAGCCACGACUGGGAGGGCUUGCUCGACCCUCUCGACGAUGCUAUGAGGUGUGAGAUUCUAAGGUACGGCCAGUUCGUCGACGCCGCUUACCGUGCCUUUGAGUUUGACCCCACUUUCCCUGCUUACGCCACGUGUCGGUUUCCCAAGAACGUGUUGCUGACUCGGACCGGGUUCGGGCAUACCGGGUAUCGGGUCACCAAGCACUUGCAUGCCACGUGUGGGGUCCAGACGCCAGGUUGGAUUGAUAGGCUGCCUAGCUGGAUGUCUGUCAAGUCUAGUUGGAUUGGUUACGUAGCUGUUUGUCAUGACAAGGAGGAGAUUGCUCGUCUUGGCCGCAGAGACGUUGUGAUCGCCUUACGUGGCACCGCCACGUGUUUGGAGUGGCUCGAGAAUUUUCACACCACAUUGACUGAUUUGCCCCCGCUUGUCGGUCCCACUGGUUCUAUUGGCCCCAAGGUAGAGAGAGGGUUUUGUAGUCUUUACACCUCGCGUACUGCCACGUGUCCAAGUCUACAAGACAUGAUUAGGGAAGAAGUGGCCAGAGUCAUCCAAUUAUACGGUGAUGAGCCGCUUAGCUUGACGAUCACCGGUCAUAGCCUCGGAGCAGCACUCGCAAUCCUCAGCGCGUAUGAUAUAACCACCACUUUCGCCGACGCGCCAUUAGUAACGGUAUUCUCUUUCGGUGGGCCACGUGUUGGGAACAAAAGCUUGAGGUGUCAGCUGGACAAAAGUGGGACCAAGAUACUACGCAUCGUGAACUCCGACGAUCUGGUGACGAAGGUUCCAGGCUUUGUCAUGGAAGAGGAUGAUGACGUGGCAAAGAAGUAUAGUACCCACAUGGCAAGCUGGUUUCGGAAGCGCGUGAGGGGCACACAGUGGGGUUACGCUGACGUGGGGAAAGAGUUGAAGCUAUGUAGCAAAGAGUCGCCAUACUUGAACAACAUUAACUUUGCCACGUGUCAUGACCUGAAGACGUACCUUCACUUGGUUAAAGGGUUUGUUAGUUCCACGUGUCCAUUUAGAGCAACAAAGGAGGUGUUAUCCACGCGCUUCAUAAAUUAACUUAAAUGAUAGGCAUGUACGUAAAUAAUCUCCACCAUGCACAUAUAGUAGUCGAGCACUGAAAUUUUGUACUCGUAAAUUACUAUAUUUAGAUGAUAAUUUCUAUUCA
Messenger RNA from Humulus lupulus (European hop), 1426 nucleotides. Its product is annotated as phospholipase A(1) DAD1, chloroplastic-like. Gene Ontology annotation, molecular function: glycerophospholipase activity. The transcript has a single exon. Bases 7 to 1317 code for a protein of 436 amino acids. The record is from RefSeq and is a predicted model, not a curated record. Lineage: Eukaryota; Viridiplantae; Streptophyta; Magnoliopsida; Rosales; Cannabaceae. Gene Ontology annotation, biological process: lipid metabolic process.